Messenger RNA from Penaeus chinensis, 1438 nucleotides. Its product is annotated as alpha-(1,3)-fucosyltransferase C-like. The record is from RefSeq and is a predicted model, not a curated record. Gene Ontology annotation, molecular function: alpha-(1->3)-fucosyltransferase activity. NCBI's taxonomy places the organism in Eukaryota, Metazoa, Arthropoda, Malacostraca, Decapoda, Penaeidae. The coding region runs from base 128 to 1438 and encodes 436 amino acids. Gene Ontology annotation, cellular component: membrane. The transcript is spliced from 9 exons.
GUUACUCAUUCUCCCCUUCGCCCACUAUUUAUCCCUUCACGCUCGCUUCUCUAUUCCCGUUAUUAUUCCGUAAGACGACGGAAUACACAGUCAUCAAUGGUCGUAGAAUAGUGCUUCGGAAACCACGAUGAUGCAGCAUUCGAGCAGUUUACCGUUCUUCUACGGAUGCCUGGUCCUGUUCACCAUCUUCGUCGUGUUCUUCGAGGAACAUGAAGAACAGACCUUCCACAUGAUGGACUACACUUCAGACGCCAGUGGAGGUUUCAGAUCGCCAAAAAUAUGGGAACAAUUACCCCAAGAAAAUGACAACACCAAUAAUGAUACAAUAAAAAUAACCUUACCUGUUGGUGAAGGAAACCUGAAGAAAGACGCUGCACCUACUGUAUACUUGGAAGAAAUGCCUAAGGAAUUUUGCUUUCCUGAAGAAGGCUUAGAUCUUCGAGAUCCGAAGUUGAAAAAGAUUCUCAUCUGGAAUUCAGGUUACGGGACCAAAACCAUGAGCUUUGGGUACGGCCGCGCGCCUUUCCAAAGAGCCAAGUGCGAGGAGGAUCGCUGUAUGACGACCAGCAAUGCUACCCUUCUGCCUUCUGUCACGGACUUUGAUGCUGUCAUCUUCCACUUCAGGGCGACGGAGAGGUUACAGAUGCCGAAGAGGAGGUCUCCUCAUCAACGCUGGAUUUUCGAGGAGGUUGAAUCAUCUUCAUAUAUCUAUCAAGAUCCUGCAAAAUACAACGGUCUGUUCAACUGGACGAUGACCUAUAGGAGGGACUCCGAUAUUGUUUAUACCUACGGCCGUGUGUAUUCAUCUCCCACGCCGUCGUCAGUUUCAAAAGACAAGAAUUUCGCGGAAGGAAAGACGAAGAUGGCGGCCUGGUUCGUGUCCAACUGUUAUUCUCAUUCCAAGCGAGAGCGAAUUGUGAAGGGCUUGCAGAAGUUUAUCAAGGUGGACAUUUACGGUAAAUGUGGACCGCUGGAAUGCCCUCGUGCAAAUACUCGCCUCUGUUACCAGAUGCUCGAGGAAAGUUACAAGUUUUAUUUUUCGUUUGAGAACUCUCUCUGCAAGGAUUACGUGACAGAAAAGCUGUUUUCUGUUCUCAAAUACAACGUUGUUCCUGUGGUAUACGGUCUCGGUAACUACGCUCUAAUCGCCCCUCCUGGUUCCUAUAUAGACGCCUUGAGCUUCCCUUCAGUGGAAAGCCUUGCCAAGUACUUGAAAUACCUCGAUGGAAAUGAUACAGCUUAUAAUGAAUACUUCAGGUGGAAGGGCCAGUACACCAUUGACAGCGGCUGGUCAAACACGGCUCAAGGAUUCUGCGAUCUGUGCAAAAAACUCCACCAGGACACCACGCCAAAAGUUUAUCGUGAUAUUAAAGAUUGGUUUAUGUUGAGAGGCGGCUGUAAGACGUUAAAGAGCAGGUCUUGGCUGCCUUGGCUUUAA